UUAGGCGAAAUAAAGGGCUUUCAAGUUCAAGUUCUCGCUGCACAGAAAUUAUUGUCCUUUGGUUUCUCUAGGGUUAGAGCUCCGAAUCAACGACGGCAAUGGAGGGAUGGGAUCCGACCACCAAGUCAACAUUGACACAAAUUCCUCUCCUAACAGUUAAAGCCGGUCCUCGCGACGGCGCCGCUUGGACUCAGCGUCUGAAGGAGGAGUACAAAGCGUUGAUCGCCUAUACUUCAAUGAACAAAUCCAGAGACAACGAUUGGUUUCGUAUCUCCGCUGCUAAUCCAGAAGGAACACGAUGGACAGGAAAGUGUUGGUAUGUGCAUAAUUUGCUCAAGUAUGAAUUUGAUCUCCAAUUUGAUAUUCCGGUGACCUACCCUGCCACAGCUCCUGAACUUGAGCUUCCCCAACUCGAUGGCAAGACUCACAAGAUGUAUAGAGGAGGGAAGAUUUGCUUGACGGUGCAUUUCAAGCCACUCUGGGCUAAAAACUCGCCUAGAUUUGGUAUAGCACAUGCGCUUUGUUUGGGGCUUGCACCGUGGCUUGCAGCGGAAAUACCAGUUCUUGUGGAUUCUGGCAUGAUCAAGCAUAAAGAUGAUGCCGUCUCCACCAGUGAGGCAUGCUAGUUUCUUGUUAUUAUCUUAUCGCUUAACAAUACAAUAUACAAUGUUAUAUAACAUCACAAUUUCCCUUUUCGACUUGAGUUGUGCUUUGGCUGAAUCACAUACAAUAAGUAUCCGUAUCCCGGACUAACUCUGCAAUAUAUGAUUCCGAUGCCUGCAAUUGAAUCAAAAACUUUAAUUUAUACUCUAA
Lactuca sativa (garden lettuce) is the source of this 813-nucleotide messenger RNA. RefSeq names its product ubiquitin-fold modifier-conjugating enzyme. Gene Ontology annotation, cellular component: cytoplasm. NCBI's taxonomy places the organism in Eukaryota, Viridiplantae, Streptophyta, Magnoliopsida, Asterales, Asteraceae. Gene Ontology annotation, molecular function: UFM1 conjugating enzyme activity. Gene Ontology annotation, biological process: protein K69-linked ufmylation. The record is from RefSeq and is a predicted model, not a curated record.